AUGAGUGGCGUGGAACCCGAACCACGGGCCCGCACGGAUUUGGCCUCUAUGCUGAAGGAGGCGCAGUCGGCCAUACUCCGUCUCGUCAAGGAGGCACCAGAGCUACGCGACGCAACCAUAGAGCCAUCGCAAUAUGAAUGGGCUUGUCAGCGCAUGGAAAAGGCGUACGGUAGUAUCUUAAAGAUUCAGGCGCCGAUGGUGCGUUGCAGCCGUCCUGCAUUCCGCAAGCUCUGUAGGUUGUGGGGAACGGAUAUCAGCUACACACACAUGAUCAUGGCGGAUAGUUUCGCUUGUUCGGAGGCUGCGCGUCAGGCCGAGUUCUCCAUUUAUUCCGGUGAAACUCGCCUCAUCACACAGCUUGCAUCUUCCAGCGGACCCACGGCUGCAACGGCGGCGGCCAUAGUGGCCCCUUGGUGCGACGCCAUUGAUCUCAACUGUGGUUGUCCGCAACGACGUGUUAUGGCGGAUGGGCUCGGUGCAGCACUUCUGAGAAACCCGGAAGUUGUGGCAGAUACCGUAAGAUGCGUAAGAAACGCGCUUGAGGGCGGUGUGGAGUUGCCGUGCGUGGUGAAAAUGCGGGUGAAGGACGAUGUGCGACUUAGCGUCGACUUCGCGCGGCAGUGUGAGGCGGCCGGUGCGGCAUGGAUUACUGUCCACGGGCGGACCCCAAAUUGCAGUGCACACGCACCCGUCAGAUUUGACGCAAUCAACACGAUUCGUGAGGCACUUGGCGUCCCUGUUGUUGCAAAUGGUGGCGUGCGAGAUCCGAGCACGGCGCUUCAGGCUGCCUUAACAGCUGGUGUAGGCGGAGUGAUGAGCGGAAUGGGACUGCUGGCGAAUCCUGCGUGCUUUUACGUGCCUGGGGCUGACGAAAAGUUCCACUUUGAGCCGCAGCACAUCGCAUACGGAACAGGGUCGUGCCCUUGGGAAAGUGGUUCUGAAGUGAGGGAGGAACACAUUGACGCGCGAAAGAGAUGCUUGUCCACAGGACACUCUGGUGGUGAGAGAGAUGCAAAAACCGUAUGGCCGAAAGGGUUCUCUCACUGUCCUCUAGAAGUUUUGUCAGACUUCAUUCGUCUGAGUUGCGUUACUGACCUCGGGUCUAAGGCAACCUCGAUGCAUCUGCUGAAGAUGGGCGGCAAUUAUUUGAGUCCUGUGGAACGAACCUUCAUUGCAGAAAUGCACUCCUCCUUCUCCGUUAUAGCGGCUUUCCAGCAGUUGGGUCUUUACGUGCGGGAGGGAAGGUUUCAGGUGGAAUAA
Messenger RNA from Trypanosoma brucei brucei TREU927, 1260 nucleotides. Its product is annotated as tRNA-dihydrouridine synthase 4, putative. The transcript has a single exon. Bases 1 to 1260 code for a protein of 419 amino acids. NCBI's taxonomy places the organism in Eukaryota, Euglenozoa, Kinetoplastea, Trypanosomatida, Trypanosomatidae. The record is from RefSeq and is a predicted model, not a curated record. Gene Ontology annotation, molecular function: flavin adenine dinucleotide binding; tRNA dihydrouridine synthase activity. Gene Ontology annotation, biological process: tRNA processing.